Molecule: messenger RNA, 2244 nt
Organism: Elgaria multicarinata webbii
Lineage: Eukaryota; Metazoa; Chordata; Lepidosauria; Squamata; Anguidae
Product: vomeronasal type-2 receptor 26-like
Exons: 5
Coding region: 1-2244 (747 amino acids)
Biological process (GO): G protein-coupled receptor signaling pathway
Cellular component (GO): plasma membrane
Molecular function (GO): G protein-coupled receptor activity
Source: RefSeq, a predicted model, not a curated record
AUGCUUCUCAUAUCCGCCUUGGAAAGAUUUGUCCCCAACUACAUAUGUGGCAUCCAAAAUAAUAUGAUGGCAGUCAUUGGAGGACUGGAUUUUGAAAUCUCCCUUCAUGUGGCAACUGUCUUAGAUAUCUACAAAGUUCCACAGCUCAUAUAUGGCUCUGAUCCAGUGAUGAAUGACAAAACCCCAGGACUUUCCUUCUACCAGAUGGCCCCUCAGGAAACCCUUCAGUACACAGGGAUUCUCUCUUUGCUUCUCCAUUUCAGGUGGACAUGGAUUGGGGUCAUUGUUACAGAUAAUGACAACGGAGAAAGAUUUGUGCAAACUGCACUUCCUCAGUUUUCUCAGAGCAGUAUUUGUUUUGCCUUCAUAGAAAGAAUCCCUAAACUCACUUUUGUCACAGAAUUGAUGGAUUUAAUAAAACAGGGGACAAACAUACACAAUAAAGUGAUGGGUGGCAAAGCCAAUGUAUUAGUGGCCUAUGGAGAAUCUUAUUCCAUGGCAUAUUUUAGAUGGCUUCCACUUUUAACUGUGAAGAAUACGGCAAAAGGCAAAGUGUGGAUAACCACAGCCCAGGUGGAGCUAACUUCAUUUGUCUAUCAAAAAACAUGGCCUUUGGAAAUGUUCCAUGGUUCUAUAGCUUUCACAAUUCAUUCCAAUGAAUUAACAGGAUUUCGUCAAUAUGUUGAGAGCAGAAAGCCUUCCAGCACAAUAGAAGAUGGCUUUUUUCGGAACUUCUGGCAACAGGUCUUUGGCUGUAUAUUCCCAGAUACAGUCGUGGAUCAGAUGGAUGGGAAAAUUUGCACAGGGGAUGAGAAGCUGGAGAGCCUUUCUGCCCCCUUUUUUGAAAUUAGGAUGACUGGCCAUAGUUACAGCCUUUACAAUGCUGUCUAUGCACUGGCCCAUGCCUUAAAUGCCAUGUCUUCAACUAGACUCAAAUACAGAACAGUGGUGGUCAGAGAGGGACUGAAGUUGCAGAAUCAACCAGUUUGGCAGCUCCAUCACUUUCUGAGAAGUGUCUCAUUUAACAACAGUGCUAGGGAUAAGGUUUAUUUUGACCAGAAUGGAAAAUUGACAGCUGGAUUUGAUAUUAUCAACUGGAUUACUUCCUCAAACGUAUCUAGAGUGAAAAUUGGGAGUGUGAAUCCCCAGGCUCAUCCAGAUCAAGUGUUUAUAAUCAAUGAGGAAGCCAUAACCUGGCACAACUGGUUUAACCAGGCUCGCCCCCUUUCUGUAUGCAGUGAGAGUUGUUACCCUGGGUCUAGCAAAAAAGUGAAGGAAGGGGAGCCAUUUUGCUGCUAUGAUUGCAUUCCAUGUCCAGAUGGGAAGAUUUCAGACCAGAAGGACAUGAAUGACUGCCAUAACUGCAUAGACAAAACCUAUCCAAACACAAAACAUGACUUUUGCCUACCCAAAGUUGUCACCUACAUGACUUAUGAAGAACCUCUGGGGUUCAGCUUAGGCUUUAUUGCGCUUUCAUUUUCUUUGAUCACAGGACUGGUGCUAGGAAUAUUUAUAAAGCACCACAACACUCCCAUGGUCAAAGCCAACAACCGGAACCUCACCUACAUUCUUCUCAUCUCCCUGCUGCUCUGCUUCCUUUGUGCUUUGCUAUUCAUCUGCCAUCCAGGGAAGGUGACAUGCCUCCUUCGACAAACUGCUUUUGGCAUCAUCUUUUCAAUUGCUGUUUCUUGUGUGCUGGCAAAAACCAUCACAGUGGUUCUUGCUUUCAUGGCCACCAAGCCAGGAUCCAGGAUGAGGAAGUGGGUGGGGAAAAGGAUCUCCAUCUACAUAGUUCUUUCCUGCUCCCUUAUUCAAGCAGGCAUUUGUACUGUGUGGCUGGCAACCUCUCCCCCUUUCCCAGAUGUUGACAUGCACUCAGUGACUGGAGAAAUUGUAGUGCAAUGCAAUGAGGGGUCUGUGACUAUGUUUUACUGUGUCUUGGGAUAUAUGGGCUUCCUCGCAAUUAUCAGUUUUAUAGUGGCCUUCUUUGCUAGGAAGCUACCUGGCAGUUUUAAUGAAGCUAAAUCUAUCACUUUCAGUAUGUUGGUCUUUUUCAGUGUGUGGUUAUCCUUUGUUCCAACCUACCUGAGCACCAAGGGGAGAGAAAUGGUGGCUGUGGAGAUCUUCUCAAUAUUAGUCUCCAGUGUUGGGUUGCUUGGUUGCAUAUUUGCCCCCAAAUGUUACUUAAUUGUAUUGAGGUCUAAGAUGAACAACAGAGAACACCUAAUGAGAAGAAAGAAAUGA